UCUUGUUCUGGUUUUUCUUGGAGUGAGGUCUGUGCCUGCCGACGCGCCUCUCCUGUGCAGCCCCCCUUCAAGAAGAGCUAUUUUAAAAAAAACAAAAAAAAAACAGACAGGGAGAGAAAGGCAAGAAACCUUUUUAUUUUUGAAAAGAAGAAGGAUCUGCAUAAUACCAGUGAAGUGGAUAAAAGCGCACGGCUGGAUUCUUUUUGCGUUCUCUCGCGUUUUUCCCCUCUGGUGUCUGAAUGAAACAGGGAGGCAGAGACAUGGGAGAGCAGCGGAGUGUAAGGUUUUGCUCUGUUCUGGGGGUGUCGGUCUGUCAGCAUGACUGAGUAAACACCUUCUGCCUUUAACUUUUAUUCUUCACAAGCUGGUGAGUUUCACUCCACCGCUUCUUUUUGCAGCCCAGAGUUCCCAUUUCUCUUGGAACGCUGCAGAGACUUUGGUGUUUCACCCCCCAACACACUGUCAGUGAAACUGCCCUAAACUUUUCUGCGUUUUUUUUUUUAAAUAAAUAAAUAAAUAAGAAGAUCGUAUUGCAUUCCCCCCCCCCUCCAAACAUUUUGAAGGUGAUGUCAUCGUGCUGUGUUUUGGCAGGUAUUGUGUUGAGAGGGCGCAGAGGGGACUGCUGCAGCCAAGUGGUAACCAGCGGUUGAGUAGAGCCGCGGGGGUGGGGGGGGGGAGAGUCCGGAAAAAUCAGGUGCAAAGUGCGGCAUGUCAUUUCCUCGCCGUGUCGCGGGUGGCUGACUCUGCCACCCAGUCGCAGCUGCUCCCAUCAUCUCCAGCCACCUCCUUCCUCCAUCAUCUUUCUUUCCCUUCUAUUACCCCCCUAAUUCAGGACUGCCCAUAUUCUUCCAUCUGAGCUGGAUCGCUCCGGGACCUUAUCAACGUCUUCCUGGAACACCGUUAGCGGGUGUCACCUGAGCUCCAGACCCGCUGCGUGGAGGCGCAGAGAUGACCGAGUUCGCAUUGCAUUACCCUGCGCCCGCAGAGCCCCAUCAUCCAGGUCGCAGUUUGCUCCAGCCGCCAGCCCAGGAAACCCGCCUGCAAGAGCUCCAGAACCCGCACAGCUUGGAUUAAACCUGCCUCUACUCCCGUCUGUGGAUCUCAGCGAGUUCGGUUUUUUCACUUUUUUUUUAUUGCUUUUUUUUUUUUUCCUGCAGCGCCGAAAACUUUUACGCACUGGAUUACGCAUCUGUUCCUGGGGGUCAGCUAGGUCGAUCGGUGCAGGCAAUUUGUAACACGUGAACGCGCUUUCACCUGUUCCGCUUUCUGUCGGGAACGCGCAGCCCAUUUGCUGCCCCCGCCCAUCUGUCCCACCACCGGUCAGGACGGCUGUUAAAGGUUGCCCGGCGGUCAUCACUCACGCCGUCUCGUCUGUGCCAUCCACACCGGGAGGACCGGAGCACGCCGCUGCCGCCGAUGCCAACAGGAGUGACAACUGACUCUUUGACUCUGGACAGCAUCCAUCAGGUUCACAGUGUGAAGGGAGAAUCUCCGGACUGUCGGACUGGCUCAGACCGAGCGAGGAGACCGUCUCUGGGCCAAGUUCCAUAGUGGAGGGGGGAAGCAAUGUGGUCCCUUCUUUCCACGUUGACCGUCUUAUGUAUCCAGAUGUUACUGGUGAUGUGCAAUCCAUUGCAGCAGGUACUUGGCGUAGAUGGAGUCAACUUCAGUGUGCAUGUGGAGAACCAGACGCAGGUGCGAGACACCAUGAGUCGGAGACAUCACAGAGUCUACCAGCUCUACAGCCGUACGAGCGGCAAGCAUGUCCAGGUGUUGGGACGCAGGAUCAGUGCCAAGGGAGAAGAUGGAGACAAAUAUGCCCAGCUUGUAGUGGAGGCAGACACCUUUGGUAGCCAGGUGAGAAUCCGAGGCAAAGAAACCAACUUCUACCUUUGCAUGAAUCGACGCGGGAAGCUGGUGGGAAAGAAGGCCAGUAACCGAAGCGCUGACUGCGUCUUUGUGGAAAUGGUCCUGGAAAACCAUUACACAGCUCUGAUGUCUGCGCGCUACACGGGCUGGUAUGUUGGCUUCACAAAAAGGGGGCGUCCUCGCCGGGGACCCCACACGCUCCCCAACCAGCAGGACGUACACUUUAUGAAACGCUUUCCGCCAGGGGAACAGCCUGACCUCACCACACCCUUCCGUUUUACUACCAUCAGCAAGCGGGUCAAAAGGGUCCGCACCACUGGGACACGCUAGUAGUGGCUAACGCUAGCACCCACAGUUUUGAGGAGCACAAGCCUCACCCUGAGCCUCCAAAUGGCUAACCCAGUCAUCUCUUCUGUUGCACUCGACUGAUCGUCUAUCCCUUUGAUGGGACAAAUAUUGACCAGAAACCCAAUGAAUCAUUAAUGGGGUUCAGCUUUAAGAAUCCUAAAUCAACACUCAUAGCACCUGGUUAGUCACAAUUUUGCUAACCUUUUGUUUCCUUGGACCAACUGGACUGUAUCUCCAGUAACGCUGGAAACUCAGAAAGAGUGACAGAGAGCCUUAAGGUCAGUUGAAGUCCAAGGCACAACAAAGGCCUUGAAUCCAGAACCACAUAAACCACAUCCCAACCCUAAUCCUGUCUGGAGUCCACGUGGACUAUGUCAAGUGUGGGAUUGUAACUGGACCAUACAGAGAAAGUAUAGCUGGGGAAAGACUAGCUGAACAAGACAAUGAGUGCUUAGCCUAUAACAAAGGGAAAAUUGGGACAUGAAAAUGUUCUAAAGGAUACAGAGAUAGUGAUCCGCACAGAUCCAGAGGACAUUUAAUGAACUGUUGACAUGUGACGCACUUAUCUGUCUCACUACUAAACUGGUGGGAACCUGUGGGACUGUUGGGCAAAAGGCAGGAAAUAAAGGAUGAAUGAAGAAAUAUUAGAGUGAAUGACACUGAAUAUAUGCAUGUUCUUGAGAGGCUGACAAGGAAAUGUGUAUUGCAUGAGUGCUUGGAGAUAAAAAAUCACAAGAGGUUCUGGAAAUGGACCGUGCUGUCCCAGGACAUCUCGAUGCAGGGACCGAAGCUUUAAGAACUGGAAUGUACUUAAUAAACCAAGCUGCACCAAAUUCUGCCAACAACUCACUGCAAACCAAACCAACUGCAACCAAAGACAACUGGAGACUUUCUUUAUGAUUCCUCCUCUUUCUUUGCUUCCCCCGAGGACACUACAUCCACAGCUUUAAGGUGCAGAAGGUGAUGAGUGCUUGGCUAAGCCCAGUGGGGAGUGUGCCUUCUCUAAUAGCAUCGCUAUAGAAACGACCCAGGGGAUGAUGCUCCUGUGAGAUACCGUGGAUACAGAGUGCUGCUACCAGGACAUUCAGUGGGAUAUCCAAAGUCUCAUGCAUACACACAAGGGAAGAAAAAUUAAAGGGAACAAUUUAUUGAAAGUAUAAAUAUAUAUAUUAUAUAUUAAAGAAAGACAGAAACGUAAAUAAGCAAUCUUACUAUGAUGGUUACUAUAAUUAUUACGAUAAAAUUAUUUCAUUUAUUUAUUUCAGCUCUGUGUGCAGCAGUCUUUCUUGACUCAGUAAACCUUUCAGAAACAUUUCAAAA
Xiphophorus hellerii (green swordtail) is the source of this 3537-nucleotide messenger RNA. RefSeq names its product fibroblast growth factor 18a (gene fgf18a). Gene Ontology annotation, molecular function: growth factor activity. The record is from RefSeq and is a predicted model, not a curated record. The transcript is spliced from 5 exons. Lineage: Eukaryota; Metazoa; Chordata; Actinopteri; Cyprinodontiformes; Poeciliidae. The coding region runs from base 1567 to 2199 and encodes 210 amino acids.